CCAAUCGGAAGUGGGCUUUUGACUCGUCGAACGAAGGAAAGAGAUCGAAGAAAGCGCGGCACGUCCGGUACGCAAAGGAAUACCUACCUACCUACCGUACAGCAGGCCCAGUGGUUUCGCAAGGCACCAAACAUGAGCGGAUCCGGAGGAAAGGGCGGAAAAUCGCUGGCGCUCAUGCAGCGGCGGCUCAAGGGGGGCACCGAACAGCAGCCGCAAGGCCAGGCGCCGGCGGCUCAGCAACCGCAGCAGCAACAGCAACAAGCGCAGCAGCAACCCGUGGCCGAGAACCCGCAGCAGCAACAACAGCAGCCGGGCCAGGCGCCGCCACAGGUGCAGCAACAACAGCAGCCGGCACCCCAGGCUUCUUCCCCGGCCCAGCCGGCUCCCGGACGGCCCAAGGGAAAAGACUUUAGCGCAAUGUCCAACCGGCCCAAGGGCAAAGACUUUAGUGCCAUGUCCAACCGGGCCCCCCAGGCACAGCAGCAACAACAACAACAGCAGGCACCGGCACCACAGCCGGCGCAAGCGGCCCCGGCCAAGAAGGGAAAGGACUUUUCCGCCAUGACGCACCGGCUGGGCGGUCCGCCGGACGGGGGUUCCGACCAGGCCGCCCGCGACGUGGCCCGGCGCCAGCAGCUCCAGGCCAAGGCCCGGCAGCACGCCGGCUACCGCCCGGUCGACGGGCAGCGGGGGUCUCCCGGCCAGGCACCCCAGCCGCAGCAAUCACCACCCCAGCAGCAACAACAGCAACAGCAACAGCCACCGCAGCAACCGUUUGCGAGAAUCCCACAGCAGCAGCAGCAAUCGUCGCCGAUACGAACCUCUCAAGGAUACCCCCAUGCUCAGCAGCAGCAGCAGCAACAACAGCCAUCGCCGCAACAAGGCCUGCCGUACGGACACCAGCCACCGGCACCACAGCAGCAGCAGCAGCAGUACCGCCAGCAGCCACAGCCCCACCCGGGCCAGGCCCGACCGUCGCCCCAGACGCAGCAACCGCAAGCGCCACCGCAACAGUUCCAGCAGCCCUCCCAGCCGCCGCCCCAGCAGGUCCAGCCGUCGCCGGUCCAGCAAUCCAGGCCCCCCCCGAAGCAGGCCCAGGCUCCCGCCCCCGGAAAAAAGGCGGCGGGCAAGCAGGCGGCCCAGCGGAGGGGGACCAAGGCCCCCCCGACCGCCUCGGGCCGGCGGGCCUCCAAAACCACCAAGAAGGCCACGGACGGCCCGGCCGCGAAAUCCCUCGAGCCCUCUUCCCACGAGGGCCGGCUCUCCCUGGCCGUUUCGACGGGCACGAGCGGCCGGAGCGGCUCGAAGAAGUCCUCGUCCCGGGCCAGCGGGGGGCCCCACGCGGCGCCCCUGGUCGGCCCGAGGAUCGCGGACCUGGUCAAGUCCAUCGACCCGAACUACGGGAUCGAGGCCAGCGCCGAGGAGCAGGUCCUCCAGCUCGCGGACGACUUUCUGGACAGGGUCACCCACCAGGCCAUCAAGCUGGCCCGGCACCGGGGGUCCAAGACCCUCGACGUCGGGGACCUGCAGAUCGUCCUGGCCAAGAACUUUGGGAUCGUCGUCCCCGGCCUCGGCCUGCCGGCCGUCCGGCCCAUCAAGGGCGCCUCGGUGGCCGCCCGGUCGGCGGCGGGGGGUUCCCGGUCGGCCAAGCGGGGGGCUCCCCAGGACGCGGGCGGGAGCGGGCCCACCCGGAAAAAGGCGACCCAGGGGGGGCCGGGAGGCGGGGGGUCCCAGGCGUGACGUGCUUUGCUUUGGUGUGGCACCACGGAAGCUUCCGGAGGGUGGUUCGGCCAACACCGGCCGUGAAACGCAAAUGGUGUCGGCGCAGACAGACCACCC
Pseudo-nitzschia multistriata is the source of this 1839-nucleotide messenger RNA. NCBI's taxonomy places the organism in Eukaryota, Bacillariophyta, Bacillariophyceae, Bacillariales, Bacillariaceae. The record is from the annotation of a GenBank genome assembly.